Molecule: messenger RNA, 1143 nt
Organism: Dioszegia hungarica
Lineage: Eukaryota; Fungi; Basidiomycota; Tremellomycetes; Tremellales; Bulleribasidiaceae
Exons: 5
Coding region: 1-1143 (380 amino acids)
Source: RefSeq, a predicted model, not a curated record
AUGAACCAGAUCACAAUCGACGACUUUGACCCGCUCAUCGCGUACUCGAACUAUGCGGACUGGAGCACACCCGAUCCGAGCCAAAAUCCCACUUGGUACAAUGCCAGUCGGGACGUGACAAACUCGCCAUGGCAUCAGGCGACAUACCACACGACCACCGUCCCCGGCGCCAAAGCCAGCUUCAACUUUACCGGGACCUCCUUCUCCAUCUACGGUGCCGCUGGCCCCACCGCCGGCAAUACCAACUACACCAUCGUCAUUGAUCCCUCUAGCGCCCAGCCAUUCCGGCAGACGUACAAUACGACGAACAGUACGGAUGGCGGUAGGGUACAGCUGUUUGAGACGAGCACGUUGAGGUGGGAUUGGCAUAAUGUCGAGGUGAUCAAUGCGGGGAGUGGAUUGACGUUGGACUUGGUCGUGGUUGGCGCAGCUUUUGGCGCUCAAGGCUCCGCCACCCGCAACACUACCAUCGAAGACGCCGGCGGCGCGAUCCGCUACUCUGGGAGCUGGACGACCCAGCAAGGGCCCAACUUCUCCAACGGGACCUCGACCUACACGUCCGGCGGGUCCGGCAACAACUCGUUCGCCUUCGACUUUGAAGGGUCCGCGGUCUACAUCUAUGGCGACCAGGUGAAUGAUCAUGGGUUCUACGAGGUGUAUGUGGAUCAGGGGGACACGCCAUGGACGAGGGGCGGGAAGGCCAAUGCUACGCUUAAUGACCGGUCGGGAUGCGGAGGAGGCUGGGCAAAAGCCUGCGAGAAGCUCAAAGGGCUCAAGUACGCCACGUCGGGUCUGGGGCAGGGGAAACAUACCGUCGCGGUAAGGAAUCUGGGGUAUGGCUCAUACCCUGGCGAUCCGACAUUCUUUGACUUCGACUACGUCCUCAUAACCGUCCCCCAACAAUACCCAACUCAACAAAUCCAAUCCGGACCUUGCCCCUUCACGACCUGCAACGGCACUUCCUCCAACCCAAGCGCGUCCGGCGGGACAGGCGGGAGCAGCGCGAGCCCCACGUCGAUCGGCGGGGCAGCGGCCGCGAGCUCGAGUAGGGCGGCCGGGGACCGAGCUGUUGGUGCGUUCUCGGGCGCGGCGCUGGGGUGGGGGAUGGUCGGCGCGUGGUUGUUGCGUAAGGUGCUGGCUUGA